AUGCCGUCGGAUGUGGACCAAAGUCAAGUCAUGGUUCUCAUCGAAGAACGGGGGGCAGGAAACCACAAAUCAAGAGAAUCCGACGAACGAUGCCCCGAACUCACGCGAGCAGAAUCGAUACCCGGCGCAGGUCCCGAAUCCCGGAUCAGACGCGGCAACUCUUAG
Molecule: messenger RNA, 165 nt
Organism: Coccidioides immitis RS
Lineage: Eukaryota; Fungi; Ascomycota; Eurotiomycetes; Onygenales; Onygenaceae
Exons: 2
Coding region: 1-165 (54 amino acids)
Source: RefSeq, a predicted model, not a curated record